GCAAAAAGUCUCUCUCUCUCUCUCUCUCUCUCUCUCAUUUGGUUAGAUCUCGGAAAAAUUCUAAAAGAUCAAUUCCUUGUCGAUAAUCUCCGUUCCGGAAGAAGUUUUGAAGGCUUGAUCGAUAGAAAUUUGAUUGGCGAUGUCGAUGCUUGAUGCCUUCUUCAGUAAGGGUUUCAAAGGAGCCAAAUGCAAAACACUGCUGAAGCUGACGAUUCCGAGAAUAAAGUUGCUGCGGAAUCGGAGGGAGAUUCAAUUGAAGCAUAUGCGAAGGGACAUUGCAAAGCUUCUUGAGAAUGGGCAGGAGGCCACUGCCCGGAUUCGGGUGGAGCAUAUUAUUCGGGAGGAGAACAUGAUGGCAGCACAGGAGAUCAUUGAGUUGUUCUGUGAGCUAAUUUCUGUCCGCCUUCCCAUAAUCGAGUUGCAGAGAGAAUGUCCUCUUGACCUUAAAGAAGCAAUUUCCAGCAUUUGUUUUGCUGCACCAAGAUGUGCAGAUUUACCUGAGUUGCAGCAAGUUCAGAUGUUGUUUGCAGCCAAAUAUGGCAAGGAAUUUGUUACAGCUGCCACUGAGCUCAUGCCAGAUUGUGGAGUCAACCGGCAGAUAAUUGAACUGCUAUCAGUUCGAGCUCCUUCAGUGGAAACAAAAUUGAAGUUGCUGAAGGAAAUUGCUGAAGAGCAUGAGUUAGAUUGGGAUCCAUCUGCCUCUGAAACCGAGUUUCUUAAACCACAUGAGGAUUUGUUGAAUGGACCAAACCACUUUACCAAUGGAUCUACAUUGCCUCUUCCCGAAGAGAAACACAAUGAAACAGUGUCUUCCAGCCUUGCAGAAGAGUCUCAUGAAGAGUCGGAUUUGGAUGCAGGCUUUGAUUCGUUAGAUCUUCCUGAAGUUCCAAAAGUUUCUGUCCGUUCGACAUCUGAUAUUCCCUCAGCUCCAGAAAUGGUUCCACAUGUACCAUCCUCUCCACCACAUGACUUCGAACUUGAUCAGGUCAACAAAUAUACUUCAAGUGAGAUGUCGCAUGUUCCCCAAGUGGAGCCUGGAGAAAAUAAACAGGAGGCAUCAAUUGCUUCCCCCUACACCCAGCCUGAUGUUUCAGUUGCCUCAAGGGAAGGCAAACAGUUCGUCCCAUUUGUUUCUUCACCAUCAUUUUCUUCUGAUCAAGUGUCUGCCAAGCAAACCGAGCCAGCACCCUCUCCCCCAGUAUUUUCAUCUGUUUCAGUAUCAGAGAGGCAAAGUGGGAGAGCUCCGUUGUCCUCAUUUUCUUCUGCUCCAGUAUCUGCGAAGAAAAGUGAGCCAGCUUCAUCCAUUUCCCUGAGUAACAGAGACGGCAAUGGAGACUUGCAGGAUGUACUGGCUGCUGCUCAGGCUGCUGCUGAAACUGCUGAACGAGCUGCAGCAGCUGCGCGUGCUGUUGCGAACCUUGCACAUGUUAGAAUCACAGAUCUUGUAACGAAAAAGAACAGUGGGAGUUCUGAAAAUGAAUUCAAGGGGGAAGGUUCUCAUCGACAGCACAUGACUGGGAAAUCAGUAUUUGAUCAUCAAGAUUCUUUUGAUCAUAUGAACAACAUUUUCGAGUCAAAGUGGGGAUUGAGUGCGGCAUCUCUUUCUUCUCAUGAAGUGCCCAGGAUGGAAGAUGAGUCACCUCUUUCACAGGAACGAAUGCCUGAGCUUCAGCCUGCUUCUGUGCCUCAGCGAUCAACCUCGUUGGAGGAUGAUCCAUACUUUUCAUACCCCAACCUGUUCACCUCACAGGACUCGAAUCAAAAAAUCAAUUAUUCAUAGUUAAGUAGAUGAUUCGAGGUCUGCCCGUGAGUUCAGAGUAUGUUAUCAGGAGUAGCCAGUUUUUUCUCAUGCAAGCUGAACAACUACUUAGGGACAUCCUCUUUGUUCUAUAAGCUGCAAGGCUUAAUGGUUCUUCAAGUCGAUUGCAUAGUAUUAGUAUACCUGUCUUUGCAGGUGACCUUUUAUGUAUAGUGAAUAAAAGUGGUGUUUGUUUUUAAUAAUUAGUCCGGUUGAUGUAACUUUUGAAUGGUUUUUUGACUGUUGCAUUUAUAAAUGCUCUGCUUUUUCUCGUUUGGCUUU
Molecule: messenger RNA, 2080 nt
Organism: Phoenix dactylifera (date palm)
Lineage: Eukaryota; Viridiplantae; Streptophyta; Magnoliopsida; Arecales; Arecaceae
Biological process (GO): protein transport
Source: RefSeq, a predicted model, not a curated record